Pelodiscus sinensis (Chinese soft-shelled turtle) is the source of this 4859-nucleotide messenger RNA. It is a transcript of the gene USP15, whose product is annotated as ubiquitin specific peptidase 15. Gene Ontology annotation, biological process: protein deubiquitination. Lineage: Eukaryota; Metazoa; Chordata; Testudines; Trionychidae. The record is from RefSeq and is a predicted model, not a curated record. Gene Ontology annotation, cellular component: nucleus. Gene Ontology annotation, molecular function: cysteine-type deubiquitinase activity.
UCGGUCUUAAUAAAAAGUUUAAGAAACACUGCUAUAGGGUCAUUAGUCUGCCCUUCUUCAACCAACUUUACUGUGCCCUAAUAGUCCAACUGUUAUCUAUCUCUCAGUCUCUUCCUCCUUCUUAACCAUCUGGCCCCAUGGUAUUAGCAUCUUCCAUCUCUUAUCUAUUAGCAUACUGUACAUUCCUCACUCAUACACAGAACAAGAAGUAAUUGAAGAGAUUACAGAAGCAAAAGUAGUCUGUUACAAAGUAAAGACAAUCUUAUUAAAACAAUCACUUCUUUAACAUAAAAAAUGUAUACAGUUUACAUAAUUGUCUUUGGGGCCUAUAAGUACACAACUUCAACAGGUUAUAUAUACAGUUUACAGCCCUUGGUGGGCAACAUGUAACCAUUAAAGGAAGCAUGUUAUACUUAUUAGAAGCACCUUAGGUCUUUUUCAACAGAAAAGACAAUAUGCUUUGAAAGUUAAACCAUCAAAGGAAGCUGAUCUACCACUCAUUGAGAAUUACAGGAGGUCAUCUCCCUGGACAGGACCUGUGCCCCUUCUCUCUCCAGACAAGAAUUUUAGCCACAGUCCGCUGCGGUUCACAUUGGUAUCCCUAGCAGACUAAUUUGACUAUGGGCAGUAACUAAACUCUGGUUUCUCUCCAAGGACUGUGAACAGUUAUAAGUUCUCACAAAGCUCUCUAUUCAGGAUAUAAAGCAUACAGAAAAUAAAUGUAAAAAAUAGUAAAAGAAUUUACUUUCUCACUAAACAUACCAGAAAUUGCCCAAGGCCUUGGUAAGUUAAGAGAGAGUCCAACACUUCAGCAAGGGCUUGGCACCCCCCUGGAUUCAAGGUCACGUCAGUUGGAAAUAAUGCCCUGAGUUUCUACAUGCAACUGUUAUAGCCCAAGUUCUUCCUUUGUACUGCUUCUUGGACUGCCCUAAACCGAUAUCUCUCCCCACUGUUAUUACUUCCUGGGGGAGCUAUACUAACCCUCUCCCCCUGGAUUUGUCCACAAUUGUUGGUCCAAAUAUUAUGAAUAUUCAUAAACGCAAUACAACAAGAUCCUCAAAUAUACUGCAUGGCUGCAGUGUCUAUCAUAAUUACUGCUUCUGUGGAAUGUUUCAGUUUCUUUCCUGCAGGUAUUAUAAUUCAUUUAUUAACAAUACAAUAUUUAUUAUAUUCAACUUGCAGAAAAAUGGCUACUUUAACGAAGACUGAGUAUUUUUUAAAGUAUUUAAUAUUUCCAUUCACAGUGUCUGAGCAACACCCCUCCACUAACAGAAUAUUUCCUAAAUGACAAAUAUCAGGACGAGCUGAAUUUUGACAAUCCUUUAGGAAUGCGAGGUGAAAUAGCAAAAUCUUAUGCAGACCUCAUCAAGCAAAUGUGGUCAGGAAAAUACAGCUAUGUCACACCGAGAGCAUUUAAGACACAAGUGGGACGAUUUGCACCUCAGUUUUCUGGAUAUCAGCAACAAGACUGUCAAGAACUUCUAGCUUUUCUCUUAGAUGGUUUACAUGAGGAUUUGAAUCGGAUUAGGAAAAAGCCUUAUAUUCAAUUAAAGGAUGCAGAGGGGAGGCCAGAUAAGGUGGUUGCUGAGGAAGCCUGGGAGAACCAUUUAAAAAGAAAUGAUUCCAUCAUUGUAGAUAUAUUUCAUGGUCUUUUUAAAUCCACUCUAGUUUGCCCUAAAUGUGCUAAGAUUUCUGUAACCUUUGAUCCCUUUUGUUACUUGACACUUCCAUUACCUAUGAGAAAGGAACGCACUUUGGAAGUAUAUUUAGUUAGAAUGGAUCCACUUAAUAAACCUAUGCAGUACAAAGUAGUUGUUCCAAAAAUUGGGAAUAUAUUGGACCUUUGCACAGCACUGUCAACUUUGUCUGGUGUUGCUGCAGAUAAGAUGAUAGUUACUGAUAUAUACAAUCAUAGGUUCCACAGAAUAUUUGCUAUGGAUGAAAAUUUGAGUAGUAUUAUGGAACGUGAUGACAUCUAUGUAUUUGAAAUCGCUCUCAACAGAACAGAGGAUACUGAGCAAGUCGUAAUUCCUGUUUGUCUAAGAGAAAAGUAUAGACACACCAGUUACAGCCACCAUAGUGGUUCUUCGCUUUUUGGUCAACCUUUUCUUAUAACAGUGCCUAGAAACAAUACUGAAGAUAAACUGUAUAACCUUCUGCUGUUGAGAAUGUGCCGUUAUGUAAAAACAUGUACUGAAAGUGAAGACACUGAAGGAUCCCUACACUGCUGUAAGGACCAUGGUAUUAAUGGGAAUGGCCCAAAUGGAAUACAUGAAGAAGGAUCGCCAAGUGAAAUGGAGACAGAUGAACAAGAUGAUGAAUCCAGCCAGGAUCAGGAACUUCCUUCUGAGAAUGAAAACAGCCAAUCAGAAGACUCAGUUGGAGGAGACAAUGAUUCUGAAAAUGGAAUAUGCACUGAGGAAACUUGCAAAGGACAACUGCUCACGGGACACAAAAAACGAUUGUUUACAUUCCAAUUCAAUAAUUUAGGCAGUACUGACAUCAACUAUAUCAAAGAUGAUACCAGACAUAUUAGAUUUGAUGAUAGGCAACUUAGGCUUGAUGAAAGAUCCUUUCUUGCUUUGGAUUGGGAUCCCGAAAUGAAAAAAAGAUACUUUGAUGAUAAUGCAGCAGAGGAUUUUGAAAAACAUGAAAGUGUGGAAUAUAAGCCUCCCAAAAAGCCCUUUGUGAAAUUAAAAGAUUGCAUUGAGCUAUUUACAACAAAGGAGAAACUAGGUGUUGAAGAUCCAUGGUAUUGUCCAACCUGUAAAGAACACCAGCAAGCAACCAAAAAGUUAGAUUUGUGGUCACUGCCCCCAGUACUGGUAGUACAUCUAAAGCGCUUUUCUUACAGCAGAUAUAUGAGGGACAAACUGGAUACACUGGUUGAUUUUCCAAUAAAUGACUUGGAUAUGUCAGAGUUCCUUAUUAAUCCAAAUGCAGGGCCUUGCCGCUAUAAUUUGAUUGCUGUGUCCAACCACUACGGAGGAAUGGGAGGAGGGCAUUACACUGCUUUUGCAAAAAAUAAAGAUGAUGGAAAAUGGUACUACUUUGAUGACAGUAGUGUAUCAACUGCAUCUGAGGACCAAAUAGUGUCCAAAGCAGCAUAUGUGCUCUUCUACCAGAGACAGGACACUAUCAGCGGAACUGGCUUUUUCCCUCUUGACCGAGAAACUAAACAAGGUGCUUCAGCUGCCACGGGCAUCCCAUUAGAGAGUGAUGAAUACAGCAAUGAAAAUGAAAAUGAUAUAGAAAAUGAAAAUUGUAUGCAUACUAACUAAUGGAAGACCUAAAAGCCAUAAAAAGCAAGACUUUCUCAUUGGAGCUUUCUAUUGAAAUAAUGAAAUUGCCCACCAAAUUAAAAAUAAAAUCUGAGAUGGGGAAUUUCAGAUGACAGAAUGUAAAUCCUUUAUUGCAUUUUAACAUGUGCAGUACUUGAAGUGAAACACAAUGAAAACUUUAACAGAAAUUGUCUCUAAUACAUUUACAGUCUUGUAUUCACAAGCUAUCUAUAGGAAAUCACAAAUAAACCCCUUUUAAGUUUUCUGCUGCUGUUUUGAUGAAUUAUGUUUUUUUCAUUUUGAAUGUGAGUUAAUAACUAAAAUGUUAAAUUUGAAUUGGGUCAUUUAUUUUCUUAGUACUACAAGAAUACUAUUGCAGAGAGCCUAGUUUUUGGAUGAUUUUAUUCAUGUGUAUUAGGCUGUCUCAUGUACUGCUAUUUUUUAGCUAGUACAUAUAGCAUACAUAUGAUAAGUAGUAUUCCUCAAACACCAAAUUUUCAAGUUUCUCCCCAAAAAUUAAUGUUGGACAAUUUUAAACUCAAUCAUGAUAGAAGAAAAAGGUGUUUUAACCUUUUGUGGUAUAGUUAAAACAUCCAGAAUAUUGUAUUCAUCUUAUUGCUGCUGUGGGACAGGUUCUGGAUUUCAUGCUGAAUUAACAAACGUUUUUCAAUUAAAUGUAAGUAUCCCUUGUUGCUUGUUGGAUCUGUUCUGUAGACAUUAUAAUUCCUGUUAUCUUGCUUAUAAGACAUGCAUAACUUUAAUCUGGUGUCAGUCCAAAAUUUAAAAUUGUGCUGUAAGUUUCCCUCCCAUGUUAGUAGUUUGACAGCUUUCAAACCACUUUGUAAUAGGGACAGUAUUCUGUCCUUAUUAUUCUACCUUCGUAUUCUAUAUCCAUAGUAAUGACUGUGUGUCAGGCUUAGAUGAAAGAAAUUUUUCCAGAUAACUUGCCUUUAAAUUGUUAAUGGACAGUUGGUUUUAAAGGUAGGUCUGUUAAUUUUCUUUGUGUGUUCCUGAUGGAAUUCACCAUAGCCUUACAGCUUAUCUCAAAAGGUAACUUAUUAUAGGAGAAUUGGCAUUUGCAUGUUCAAGAGUCAGAACCUGUACAGUAUAUAAAGCAUACAGACCUUGAACUGGAUUUUAGUUAACCAUGUUCAAGAGUCCAGGAUGCCAAAAAUAAGUGUGACAGUUUGAAACAUUUUUAAUUUGCUGCUUUCCCUUUGAACUAGUUGGAAGAAUGUAUUGUUGAUUUGUAUACAAUACUGCCUUUGAUAGGAGCUCUUAAAUGUGGGGUCACACUUCACAUAUCUACUACCUGAAGAAUUGCUUUGUGUCCCACUGUUAUGAAAAGCAAAAAGUAUGAUGUUCUUCACUUGAACUAAUCAAAUACAAUAGGUUAUAAAUUGUGUAUUGUAAAUAAAAGUUCACUCUGUGAGUGCACAUUUUGGUAAAUUAUUUAUUUAUGUUAGCAUUAAAAAGUUUAAAAAAUUGCAUUUGACCAGGAUAUAAAUGAGGUAUGUUGGACAUGGCUUUGCAUUAUACCUUGAUAUUAAAGCUGGUGUUUCAUCCUGGUAUUUUAAA